AUGAACGCUACUGACGACGUGGCGGCCGACUUGCUUCGAUUCGCCCGCCAGCAACAGGAAAAGGGCAACAAGUCGAUCACCCCGGAAAAGCUCGCCCAGCUCCAGCAGCUCCUCGCCGACCCGUCAUCCUCAAAGCCGGCGCCGACUCGCCCCCAUAAUAAACCCGUGGUCGCCGUUAGUCCGCCUAAAGGCUAUACCACCGAGUUCUACCAGCGCCGAUCGUCGACUCCGCCCCAGCCUCGCUACAAGCCCUCCGCUAGUGGCAGCUAUACCCCCUACCAGAAGCUCCGCCUGCUUCCGAAGCCGCCGCCAGCGUACUCGCCGUUACUCACUAAAUACAAGGCGAAAUCAGCUGCUACCACCCCGGUACACAUUGGACGCCCGCCGAAACAGGAUCUGGCGUUUUUAGACUUGCUCCAGCUGUUCAGUUUCCGCAAACUCGAACGGCUAUUCGUCGCGGUCCUCGAAGCCGUGGGUAACAUAUUGGACAACCUACACCUCUUUGCCAAGCUUCCAAUGUUCCCCGAGGUGCUCACGAAGUUGUUGAAGAACACCAACAAGAUCUGGGUGCUUAUCCUCGUGUUCUUGAUCCGCAAGACCAUCACUCAGCUCCGCAAUGUUCUCCGCAAAGAACGUAAAGUUCAGGUGGAAAUGAGGCUUUUGGAAAACCACAAGACGCAAACGAUGCCGGCGAUGAACGACGACGUCCGUCGCAAGUACGAGAAGGUGCUCAAAGACCUCAGGUUCGACAAGAUGAUGCUCUGGAUCGAGUUGUUGGGUAACUUCCUCGACUUGGCGUUUAACGUGAUCGAGCUCUACCAGUGGGCUAUCCCCAAGUGGGCGAUGAACACGUUGAACGUGGCGUCGAUGGCCAUGACCAUCUACAGAAUGAACAAGGACGACGAGUACUUGGAUGACGACAUCACCGAGGACUUGAUUUGA
Molecule: messenger RNA, 942 nt
Organism: Diutina rugosa
Lineage: Eukaryota; Fungi; Ascomycota; Pichiomycetes; Serinales; Debaryomycetaceae
Exons: 1
Coding region: 1-942 (313 amino acids)
Source: RefSeq, a predicted model, not a curated record